This is a messenger RNA of Mauremys mutica (yellowpond turtle), 2164 nucleotides long. It is a transcript of the gene YIPF5, whose product is annotated as Yip1 domain family member 5. Gene Ontology annotation, biological process: regulation of ER to Golgi vesicle-mediated transport; vesicle fusion with Golgi apparatus; endoplasmic reticulum to Golgi vesicle-mediated transport. The record is from RefSeq and is a predicted model, not a curated record. Lineage: Eukaryota; Metazoa; Chordata; Testudines; Geoemydidae. Gene Ontology annotation, cellular component: membrane; trans-Golgi network. The transcript is spliced from 6 exons. Bases 167 to 937 code for a protein of 256 amino acids.
CUCGAAGGUCUCGGGGACGGCCGGAACCGCCGCGGCGCAUGCCCCGUCCCGCUUGACCCGGAAGCGGUUCUUUUGUUUCGUGACACGUCGCAGCGGAGGCGGGUGAGGGGCGGCCGCCGGGGGGGUUCUCUCAGCGCUGCGAGGCGGGGUUGCCAGAUAAUUUGCAAUGUCUGGGUUUGACAACUUCCAUACAGAUUUCUACCAAACAAGUUAUAGCAUUGAUGACCAGACACAUUCCUAUGAUUACAGUGGAAGCGGAGAACCAUACAAUAAACAAUAUAGUGGCUAUGACUACUCUCAGCAAAGUGGAUUUGUCCCUCCAGAGAUGAUGCAGCAACAGCAGCCUUACACAGGGCAGAUUUACCAGCCAACACAAACAUACACUCCAACUACAGCACAGUCUUUCUAUGGAAGCAAUUUUGAGGAUGAGCCACCCUUACUAGAAGAAUUAGGGAUCAAUUUCGACCACAUCUGGCAGAAGACACUAACAGUGCUACACCCAUUAAAAGUAGCAGAUGGCAGCAUCAUGAAUGAGACUGAUUUGGCAGGACCAAUGGUCUUCUGUCUUGCCUUUGGAGCCACGUUAUUGCUGGUUGGUAAAAUUCAGUUUGGGUAUGUGUAUGGAAUUAGUGCAAUUGGAUGUUUAGGAAUGUUUUGCCUCCUGAACUUAAUGAGCAUGACGGGCGUCUCGUUUGGCUGUGUUGCUAGUGUCCUGGGAUACUGUCUUCUUCCUAUGAUCCUGCUUUCCAGUUUUGCAGUUAUAUUUUCUUUGCAGGGAAUGAUGGGAAUUAUUCUCACUGCUGGAAUUAUUGGAUGGUGCAGUUUUUCUGCUUCCAAAAUCUUCAUUUCUGCCUUAGCAAUGGAAGGACAACAGCUUCUAGUAGCAUAUCCCUGUGCUUUAUUAUAUGGAGUCUUUGCUCUUAUUUCUGUGUUUUGAACUGACUUCUGAUUACUGGACUUUAGUGGGCCAAACUGAAAAAAAAAAAAUCAACUUGGAACACUUAAUUGGGCCAGCAAACAUCUAUGUCGCUGCUAUCAAGCAAACUUAACUCUUGAAUUGUCUGAUGGAGCAAUGGAAACAAACAUGUCUCAUUCACUUUUAUAGGACUCUUGAAUACUGUUUGAAUUGACCUGCAGUGUCUAUAGCUUUAAGUUUUCAUGCUUAUGCAGUUAAAAAUGUAAUGUUUCUUUACCAUUUCUACAGCCUUUAGAAAAGUAACUUUGGGGAGUUUGGGGGGGUGGGGGAGGAAUGGGGUUGUAGAUAUAUUUUGGUAGGUUUUUAAUCAGCAAAAGUAAAUGAAACUACAGACAUUGCAGUCUUUAUUCAAAAACAAAAAACAAUCUUUGGCCAACCCAAUUCCUGUCACCUCUAUUGCAAAGAGUUUCUCAAGCAAAUUGAAAAUUGCAUAUUUUCUGUAUUUUAACAAAUUCUCUUUAAGCUGUUAUUUAUACAAUGUGUUGGUAUUUCAGAAUUUGAUAUGCAAUUUAAAUUGUCUAAUUUGAAAACAAAUCCUUUAGUCAAAAGUAUACAAAUAAAUUUCAAACUUGAAAUGUGAAUGUGUUUAGAUAUUAGCAUCAGUUUAAGUGGCUAUAUCUUGGGUUUCUCAAGAUUACUUGCAGGAGCUUGUUCUAAUAAUCCACAUAUUAAUGGCUCAAGAGUAGACUACUUUUUUUUUUUUUUUAAAGUAUUUACUUCCAGGGAAGCAUAUUAAAGUGUCAUGGUUGUCAGUAUUGCGGUUAUUGUAAAGGUCAUUUGAUGCAUAUUGAUUAAAUUUUCCCCUAAAUAAUUUUGAGAUGGUGCUGGAGUUGACUUUCUAACCCUCUUUCUGCUUUAUGGUUUUGAAUGACCAUAACAACUAGAGAAUUUCAGAUAUUAAAGUGAAAUUGGAACUUUCACAUUGGAAUAAACCAAACUGAAAUAAAACAGCAAUACUCUUCCCUUCUUCUGGUUACUCUUUUGAUACGUUUGAAUUAGUUUUUUACUCUGCUUAAUCUUGCAGUAAAAGCAUAAACUUGUUUUUGGUGACAGUCAACUCUCAGACUCAGCAUUGUCAUAAUUUCAUGGAAAAAAUAAGUAGGAAAGGGAAGAUGGGUAGUGUUAGCUUAUACACUUGUUGCUUAUUUUUAAAACAUGCAUGAAAGAAACCAUUCUAAUUUUGUUUUA